Anthonomus grandis grandis is the source of this 2002-nucleotide messenger RNA. Its product is annotated as facilitated trehalose transporter Tret1-like. The transcript is spliced from 4 exons. NCBI's taxonomy places the organism in Eukaryota, Metazoa, Arthropoda, Insecta, Coleoptera, Curculionidae. Gene Ontology annotation, cellular component: membrane. Gene Ontology annotation, biological process: transmembrane transport. The coding region runs from base 184 to 1716 and encodes 510 amino acids. Gene Ontology annotation, molecular function: transmembrane transporter activity. The record is from RefSeq and is a predicted model, not a curated record.
AUCAAACCUCAUGGGUUUUUUUCAUAUUUAGUUGACUAAAUAUUUAUUGUACUGAUGUGGUUUUUAAAAGGUGAUUAUAUGACGUCUUAUAGAAAUGUGUAUUAGUUUACAGCAAAAACAGUCAAGUUUGUAGAAACCGGUCUCGCGAUAAUCAAUGUGCUUCCACUUUGCCAAUUUACUGAAAUGAGGUCGCACAACAAAGUGUCUAAAUUUCGAAGGUAUCUUCCGCAAAUUAUCGCUGUGGGUGUCAAAAAUGGAUUGUUGCUUAUCUAUGGAUUAUCGUUAGGUAUGCCUACAAUAUUAAUACCGAACUUAAGUAGCGAUAAUCCCAAGGAAACCAUUUUGUUGGAUGAAGAAGGAAUUUCGUGGGUUGGUUCCAUAAAUUUUUUGAGUGUACCACUAGGAUGUCUAGUCUCCGGUAUAGCCACGAGGCCUUUUGGACGGAUUAGAACUCUGCAAGGAAUAUCACUGAUAUUCUUCGGUUCUUUUCUCCUAUUUUACUUUGCCUCUAAAACUAUACAUAUUUUACUUGGACUACUAUUGACCGGGUUUAGUGGAGGACUUCUUGAAGCUCCUACUUUAAUCUACACAGUCGAAAUCACCGAACCGAAUCUACGAGGGUCGAUGUGCUCUACAUCUACUUUAGCUAUUGUGAUUGGUCUACUAUUAUCAUUCGUUAUAGGAACAUUAUAUACAUGGAGGACAUUAGCUUUGGUCAAUGCCUGUAUACCAUUGGCUUUCCUGCUUCUCCUGUUUGCUCUUCCAGAGUCUCCAUACUGGUUAAUAUCAAAGAAUAAAUUGGAUAAAGCUCGAAAAAAUUUAGCAUGGUUAAGAGGUUGGACCAAAAUUGAAGCUAUAGAGCAGGAAUUUCAAAAAAUAUGCAAGGAAGUUGACCAACAUAAAGCAAAUGAAUUUAAAACUAUAAGUUUGCAAGCGGUUAAACCUUUUUUAAAAUCAACAUUUAUUAAGCCAUUUUUGUUAAUCGCUUUAACGUUUGUCUUAGCGCAUUUUGGUACCAGUCAGAAUGUAAUUUAUUCAGUAAAAAUAUUUGAAGUUCUAAAAGCGCCUAUAAAUUCGUAUUAUGCCACUAUUUGUGCAGGAGUCGCAGGGCUGAUAGGAUGUAUUUUGCUUAUGAUCUUAGUUAGGUUCCUCGGCAAGAGAAUUUUAAUGUUUAUAGCACAAGUGGGUAUAUUUCUAAAUUUUUUUUUACUGGCAACAUAUGUCUACUAUCUAGACGUUCAAAAUCUAGAUGAUUUGGAGGAUUUUGAUCCUAGUAUUGCUUCAAAAUUUAGUUGGGUACCAUUAGUUACAAUAUUAUCAGAAAUCUUCUUUGCUUAUCUUCUUACAUACACCCUACCAUGGAUAAUCAUGGGAGAAUUGUACCCAAAUGAAAUAAGAGAUAUUUCUUCAGGCCUUUCUGCUGGUAUAGGUUAUAUAAUAGGGUUUUUAGCUAAUAAAACUUUUCUUGAUUUAGUAAGUUUAAUUACUCUUGCAGGCACUUUUUGGAUUUAUAGUAUCGUAGGCUUCAUGGGGUUGGUAUUGAUGUACUACUUCUUGCCGGAAACCGAAGGGAAGCCCCUUAGUGAAGUUUUAGAGCAUUAUAGGGGUGGCGUUAAGCUGGAUAAUAAUGUAAGAAAAAGCAAUAAGUCGGAGGUUUGCAACGGAAUAGUAAAUAAAGGGUUUGAUAGUUAUGAUAUAUCUGACACAAAGUUUUGAUAAUUGUAACAUGAUAUUAUGUUUUAUUGUGAUACUGUUAUAAGUAAGUAUUUGUAAAAAAAAUAUAAUAAAUAUAAUUGUUUUAUAAAAUAGGAUUGAUAUACAAGUUAGGAUAGCAUAAGAUCACAAAUAUGCACUAAUAAGAUUUUGGAUACAUAAUGAAUUGUAAUAUAUCCAAGACCUUUUUUGAGUUUUUGAAACUUAAAAUUAUAAAAUUUGUUUUUGAUAUUCCCUUCUGUAAUUAAAACACAAUUUUAACAGAACUCAUAAAAUAUUUGACUUAUUA